This is a messenger RNA of Zootermopsis nevadensis, 859 nucleotides long. RefSeq names its product female sterile (2) ltoPP43 (gene fs(2)ltoPP43). NCBI's taxonomy places the organism in Eukaryota, Metazoa, Arthropoda, Insecta, Blattodea, Termopsidae. Gene Ontology annotation, biological process: developmental process. The record is from RefSeq and is a predicted model, not a curated record.
UCAAAUAACCAAUAUGGGUAACACAGAUAAUCACGACAUAGAUGAGUAACAUCAGUUUAUUGUAUACAGUAUGGCAGCUGUUGUAAGGUUGAAACGUCGUUUCGAUGAAGAACCACUUGAAGCAUUGGUGCUUGCUUGUAAAAGGAAAAAAACAGAAGACUUAGCAACGACAAAAGAUGAAAAUCCAUUUACAACAAUUUUGAAUUUUGCGGGUACUGUAAACAAUCGGGAAGAUGAUGUGGCAUCACAUGUUAGUAAGGUCCUAAAGAAAGACAAAACAAAACUGGGACUGAGACAUAAAGCUGAUGUGACUGGAAAGUUGCGAACUGAACUGAAGAAGUUGGCACAGGAGAACAGACUCAAGGUUGUGAACUGCUUUCGAGAUCUGAAGGAUUCAGAUGUGUUGGAAUCUGAAAAGGAAACCAAAGUUUCGACUGAAGAUGGAGAAAAGUCUAUUACUAUUGUCGAUGUUGUUAGUCACAUGAACGAUGAACAAGAAGGUAACUCACUGUUUUCCAAAUCACAGGCAAAGCUGGACCUUGAAGGUGACAGCAGUGGACCAGAUGCAGGUUAUGUGUACGACUUGUACUACACCAGUACAGUGGGAAGUGAUGCACUGAUUAAUAUAGAGACCCUGAGUGUGCACCCACUCGCUCAGUCAGACUGGGAGUAUCACAAUCCAGAAGAUUCAAGUGAUAUGUCAGCAGAAGAAGAAGAAGCCGAAGAUGAUUCCAACGAUGAGAACAAUUGGCACAAUGAUUAUCCUGAUUCAGAUCAUAGUUUUAAUGAAGAUAGCAUAAUGAUGGCUCUGCGAGUUGGAGACUUGAAUCUCAGUGGAGAAGACGACCUGUCAAGUGAU